Molecule: messenger RNA, 1392 nt
Organism: Python bivittatus (Burmese python)
Lineage: Eukaryota; Metazoa; Chordata; Lepidosauria; Squamata; Pythonidae
Source: RefSeq, a predicted model, not a curated record
CCGAGAUUUCAUGGACAUUAUGGAUAUGCCAAACACUAAUAAAUAUUCCUUUGAUGGAGCGAACCCUGUAUGGCUCGACCCUUUCUGCAGAAAUCUGGAAUUGGCAGCACAAGCUGAGCACGAAGAUGACCUUCCUGAGAACCUGAGUGAAAUCACUGACUUGUGGAAUAGUCCCGCCAGGACCCAUGGAACCUUUGGACGAGGUCCUUCAGCUUCCAAGCCUGAAGAAGAUCGCUAUCUGAGGGCAGCUAUCCAGGAAUAUGAUAAUAUUGCAAAGCUAGGCCAGAUCAUGAGAGAAGGGCCUAUCAAGCUGAUCCAGAAUGAUUUGGAUGAGGAGGAGGAGGAGCAAAGGAGCCCCAGUCAAGGGAGUCUUCGCUUUCGGCAUCAGCAGCCCAUUGAGCUCAAGGGGCCCGAUGGGAUCCACGUGGUCCACGGGAGCACAGGCACACUCCUAACCUCAGACUUCAACAGCCUUCCUGAGGAUGACCAGAAAAUACUGGCUCGCUCCUUAGAGACACUGACUGCUGAAGGUGGGCCCUACUGUGACAGAAACGCUCGCACUGAGUCUGCCAAAUCCACCCCUAUGCACAAGAUGAGAGAAGUGAUCAUGGAGAGCCCACUAGAAAUCACAGAGUUAUGACUAGAAGUGGCAUCACUGGUGUAGCCCUCCAAGGGAUCCUGGGCCUACACAGACUCCUGCAGCAGGAGCACUGACUAAAAGACAAGAGAAGAAAAGAGGGUGGGGCCACCAAUGCCAGGCCACCUCUUGUUCCAGAGUAAAUCUGACCAAGAUAGACAUUAUUUUGUUAUAGCAGCCCUGAGGAGCCUAGCUCCAGGGAUGAAGGCUCUCAGGACCAGGCGCUCACAUGAUUUGACUCGUUCUCUUAAUUUUGUUUUCUAAAUAUAAAGUGUUUCAAGUAAAAGCUAUGGGAGGCCCUGGGACAUAAACCUAAAGCUAGAAUUGCAAUAAUCAUGGUGCCAUGUUCCAUCAGUAGAGUCAACAAGGCUCUGCAACAGGUCCUCAGUUAGAUCAAUGUGUUCUCCCACCACCAUGGUGGCAGGGAAUGAUGGCUACCGACUGAACGCAGCUAAGAUGAUUCUAGGAUUAUCCAUUUGGAUCUCACACGACAGUUGUGUGAUAAACUUCAGGAAGCUCCAUAAAUCUGUUCAGCAUUAAUCUGUGUUGUCACGUUUCCCGAAAAAGAAAAGAAACCUGAAGCCAUGUUUUCAUUUUGCUGGCUUACCAAAACAUUUCAGCAUCAAAACAGAGUGACUAAUUAAGGUUCUGAAUGUCAGAGUGUUUGUGUGUAAUUUUUUUCUUCUUUUGUUUCAAACAAUAAUGUGGUGAGAGUUUUUGGAAUGGUCUGUCAAAGGAACCAGAAAUACAUUAUA